UGAGAACAUUCUGGUGGGUGCGAAUCCUUUGAACAGCUAUUAGAGGCUGAGCAAAAAAAACAUUUUGUUGUGGGGUCCACACAAAUGAGACCUUAUCCUAAACUAACCAAUCAAACUCUAUUGCCAAUUACAUCCUAUUCUUCUGCCACAAAAACAUGGUCAGAAAUAUUGGUCUUAAAGUCUGUCAAUUCAUUUGCAAAUGAAGUGCAUAGCAUCUCACAACACCAUGGCACAUUCAUUAGCCCCAAGAUUACCAGCUGCUUCAAUCUCAACAUCACCAAAGAAGAAUGCCCAUCUCCCUUCUUGUUUGUAUUUCCACAAGGUGUUGUCUUGCCAACAAACCUCUUCUGAAAAAGGUCUAGGGCAAAAGCUCGUCACUCGCAGGAGUCUUGCAUUGAGCUUGGGAGGCGCGGUGUUGGGAUUGAAGGUGGGGGAGAGGGGCGCUAAUGCAGCGGCGAGGAGGCCUCCGCCGCCACCAGUAGAGGAGAAGAAGGAUCCCAAUGUGAGUGGCGUGAUGGCGAAAGUGUUGGCUAGCAAGAGAAGGAAAGAGGCCAUGAAAGAAUCCAUGGCAAAGCUAAGAGAGAGAGGGAAGCCUGUUGUUCAGAUUCAGGAGCCUUCGUCUGAAUAGAUGUCUCUGUGCUCAAUUCAUAUAUGUUCUCCUAAUAACAUCUUUAAUUCCUCCAAAUUCUUGUAUCAAUUAAAAUUCUCUAGAGAAGGGGGAUUUAGACCUUGCAAAGAGCCUUAAAGUGUGACAAUUACGAUUUUAUUGCAUAUGUUUUCUGGAGUCUAGUGUUUUCGUUUCAAAUUCCUAUUAUUAUA
Molecule: messenger RNA, 819 nt
Organism: Ipomoea nil (Japanese morning glory)
Lineage: Eukaryota; Viridiplantae; Streptophyta; Magnoliopsida; Solanales; Convolvulaceae
Exons: 2
Coding region: 200-628 (142 amino acids)
Source: RefSeq, a predicted model, not a curated record